Molecule: messenger RNA, 1005 nt
Organism: Pelagomonas calceolata
Lineage: Eukaryota; Pelagophyceae; Pelagomonadales; Pelagomonadaceae
Source: the annotation of a GenBank genome assembly
AAUUCGCCAAUUUCUUCUUACAUUUUCAGGCGUGAGCGGGACGAAGCGACAGGGGGGAACAGCAGGGACUCCUCAGCGCGGAGUCAGGACGAGGACCUGGAGGUCGUGGUGGUAGUAGUCGGGGUGGAACGAGUCCUCGCGCAGCUCCUCGACCGUGAAAUGGGCCGAGGCCGCCUCGAGGAAGCGCGCCACGCCGUCGCGGCGCCGCUGCGUCGCGACGACGACGAGGCGCGCCUCCGCCGCGACGGCCGCGAGCACCCUAGCCACGUCCUCGGCCCACUGGACGCAGACGAGGACGUCGCUCGCGACGACGACGGGGAAGGCGCCCAUUGUUGUGUGGUCCGCGUCGCGCCAGUCGAGCGCGGCGACCGUCGGCGUCCGGGGCACGGAACCCGCGUUCGCGUCGAUGGUCUUGCGGAGGUGCGGCACGACCGGCGCGGCGUCCGUCGUCGUCACGUCGGCGCCCAGCGCCGCCAGCGCGAGGGCCAGGAGCCCGCUGCCGCCGCCGAGCUCCAGCACGCGCUCGCUGGCGCGGAUGGCGAGGGGGGACGCUGUUUUAUUGGUGUUGUAUUCGAACAUGCGCGCCAGCGCGACGGCGCAGUCCCAGACCUUUGUGCCCGUCGAGGCCGCCGUCUCGGCGAUCUCCAGCGUCUUGGCGGCGCCGGGCAGCGCGUAGCUGAAGGCGCCGUCGUAGCGGCCCGCGUCGCCCUGGAUCUCGCGGCGCCAGUGCGGCGGCGUCACGGGGGCGAUCUGGGCCGAUCGCUUCGCCGCUAUGCAGCGCUCGAGGACGGCGCUCAUGAUGAUGGCAUUUCUUUAAUUUGGUCGUCCGCGGUGGUGGUGAGCCCAGCUGCAGCAGAGGGUAAUGGUGAUGCUGGCUUCUGCCGCGAGUCCUGGCCACCGCUUGCGGGAGCAAUGGGUGCAGGUGAUAGGCGGGCUGGCAAGCGCUUGCGGCCGACUAAAAAGCACGUAUGGCGGGCCCAGGAGCGCCGCGGAGCAGUCUCCAGU